AGCAGCCUGGAGCACUGUACCCGGAGACUCCCGCUCAGGCGUCCCCGCUGCUCCUUCGGGCCCCGCACUAGGUCCCAGAGGAGGCAAGAGCUGCCGGAGAAGCCUUCGCAGCGUGAGAACCACCUGCAGCCGGGCUCUCCGGGGCCUCUUCCAGCCCCCGUGGCCUUAACCCCAACUUUACUCGUUGGUAACUUUUUUUUUUUCCUCCUGCGAACAAUUUCUGAAACUCCAUUCAACAAAGAAAAGCAAAAGGAGGACGCGCACGUGCUGCGCCCCUUCCCCCCUCCCCUCGGGAGCCCCGAGCUGCUGUUAUGGCCACUCAAGUGCUGGGUCAGACUGGAGGCAACGGGCUUUUCACUGGGAAUGCCAACAUCGUCAUGGCAUUGCCUAACGACAUGUACGACUUACACGACCUCUCCAAAGCUGAGCUGGCAGCACCUCAGCUGAUUAUGUUGGCAAAUGUGGCCUUGACUGGGGAAGUGAAUGGUGGUUGCUGUGACUACAUGGUUGGAGAAGAAAGACAAAUGGCAGAGUUGACCACAGUGGGAGACAACAACUUCUCAGACAGUGAUGGGGAGGGACUUGAAGGGGCUUCUGGAAUAGAAAGUGAGUCAAAUAGACCUGAAAACAUGGAAUUGGGGUCUUUGGAAAUCAUCGUUGUUGACCCUCAGACUGUGUAUGGAUCAUCUGUUCCAGAGACUUUUAAUUCAGAAAAAGACCCUCCCUCAGAGACACCCUAUCAGCCAGAGACUCCUGAGGACAAAUGCAAGAGCUUGAAGAGCAAGCCCUUUCGCUGCAAACCUUGUCAGUAUGAAGCAGAGUCUGAGGAAGAGUUUGUCCAUCACAUCAGAGUCCACAGCGCCAAUAAGUUUUUUGCAGAGGAAAAUGCAGAGAAACAAGCACAACAAGCGCAGACCAAGGAGUCCGAGUCGUCUGUUGCUGAAGAAGCGGAUUUCUCCAAGGGGCCUAUCCGAUGCGACCGAUGUGGCUAUAAUACUAACAGAUAUGAUCACUAUUUGGCUCACUUGAAGCACCACAACAAAGCAGGAGAGAAUGAGCGAGUCUAUAAGUGCAUGUUAUGCACAUACACCACUGUAAGCGAAUAUCAUUGGAAGAAACACUUGCGAAACCAUUUUCCUAAGAAAGUGUAUACCUGCUCCCAAUGCUCCUACUUUUCAGACAGGAAAAACAAUUACAUUCAACAUAUUCGAACACAUACUGGUGAACGCCCAUAUCAGUGUGCUAUGUGUCCCUAUUCCAGCUCACAGAAGACACAUUUAACUAGACAUAUGCGUACUCAUUCAGGUGAGAAACCAUUUAAAUGUGAUCAGUGCAGUUAUGUGGCCUCUAAUCAGCAUGAAGUAACCCGACACGCUAGGCAGGUUCACAAUGGGCCGAAGCCGCUGACCUGCCCACACUGUGACUACAAAACAGCUGAUCGUAGUAACUUCAAAAAGCACGUAGAGCUCCAUGUGAACCCACGACAGUUCCUUUGUCCUGUAUGUGAUUAUGCUGCUUCCAAGAAGUGUAAUCUGCAGUAUCAUAUCAAGUCCAGGCAUUCCGACUGUUGUGAUAUUGCAAUGGAUGUUUCCAAAGUGAAACUAAAAAAAUCCAAAAAGAGUGAGGCAGACAGUUGUGGUUCUGAUAGUGUGGCCAGUGAAAAAACUGAAAAAGAACAAACAAAAACAAAGGGAGAUGUGGUGGAAAAGAUGAAUGAAAAGAAUGUAAAAGUGGAGAAAAAAGAAAAAGAAAAUGCCUCAAAAGAGAAAAAGCCAUGCACUGUAGUUUCUUUAGGCCAAGUGACCACCCGAAAUCGUAAGUUGGCAACAGAGUCAAAGGUGGUAGAUGUCAAAGCAGGGAAAGGUUCAGAAAAAUCGUGUAAAAACAAGAAAGUUAAAAGAAAGAUGGAAAGUGAAGCAGCUUCUUUAAAUAGUAACCCAGUGAAUGAUACAGAACCUGUGGUGAAAAAGAAAAAGAAAGUCGAAAGCAGAUCUAGAAAGAGCCAGGAAGCUGGAAAAGAUGAAGUCAGAGUGGAAGAGCAUAAAAGACAAAAAGCUUGCCUGAAGAAAAACAAAAAAAAGAAAACUUUGAAAGGUAAACAUGGUAAAAAGCCCAAGUCCAUUCAGGUAAAGCCAAUUCAGAAUGAGCUGAUCCCUGAAAAGCCUCCUUCUCCUUCUCCUCCUGUUUCUCUUCCUCCUCCUCCUGUUUCUCUUCCUCCUCCUCCUUCUCAAGAGGAUCCAAAGGAAAAGUCUGACAGCCCUAGGGAAGAACCGCAGAAAGAGAAAGUCCUUGUGGAAGAUGCCUUAGUAGCUGUUCAUAGCCCAAUAACUGAAGAGAGGUCAGACACUCAGGACUGCCAUUCAACACCAGGGCCUGCGCCAGAGCCAUCACCAGCACCAGCACCAGCGCCUGUGCCUGUGCCUGUGCCUGCACCUACAUCACCAGUUGAAAAUGUAGAGAAUGCAGAAAUGGAAGACCAAGAAAUGCUCCUUGAACAGAAGGAAGAAGACAAAGAAGCUGCUCUUCAGAAAGCUGUGGAUGAAGAGCCAGAGUCUGGUGGUGCCCAGGAGUCACUUAGUCCAUCAUCUUGUGAGCCAGAGGAAGAUCUUCCUGAUAAAGAGCAUCAGACUGACAUAGUGUGUGAAAUGGAAACUGAACCAAGUCCAAGCCCAGCGGAGCAUCUGGCUGAUAAAGACUUGAGAGCUGAAGAGCCCCCUUCGCUGCCAGAGCUGCCCCUGCCAGAAUCCCCACUGUUACCAGAACCUGAGUUGCCUGCUCCUUCACCACCAGCAGAGCAGUGUGAGCCAGCUUCCCAGACGGUGCCAGUGCCCUCAUCAGCUCCUACUGCUGCCAGUGAGUCUCAGGAAAUUGAUGAGGAUGAGGGCAUCCACAGCCACGAUGGAAGCGACCUAAGUGACAACAUGUCAGAGGGCAGUGAUGACUCUGGGUUGAAUGGUGCUCGAUCUGUACAGGAAGAAACGAGUGGAAAAGCUUCCCAGGAAGAAGUGGCGGCAGCAGGUGAAGCGGCAAACUUUGUUUGCAUUUUCUGUGAUAGAUCUUUCAGAAAGGAAGGAGAGUAUAGCAAACACCUUAAUCGACAUUUAGUGAAUGUCUACUACCUUGAGGAAGCAACUAAGGAGUUAGAAUAACUCAACUAUAUGAACAAGCCUACAAUUCUUUUAUGAGAUCUGUUACAUUUUAUGAAUAAUUAUUACAGUAGACAAUUCCCUUUUGUUUAAGUUUGGAGUAGGAUCUGAUGAUUUCAGGUAGAUACCUUUUCUUCACCACCCUUGUAUAAUAGUUUGUUAAUCUCUUGCAUACACUAGUGAAUCCAAGGAAUUGGAUUUCUCUUUUCUACUAAACUAGCACUAGUGAAAACUAUUAGCCUUUGCAUAAAUUAUUUUUAAAAUGAGAUUUUCAAAGCCAAGAUGUUCUGUUGAUCAUACAGUUAGUGGUAGUCGGUGUUUUUCCCAUUUCUAGUCUCUAGUUUUGUCUAAAAUACGUUUAAGGUUCCUUGUUUAGUUAGGUAUAAAUCAGCAUUUGGUAGCAAAUUACUCAGUGGUUUUCUUUAAGGAAUCUGAUGUCUCUUUCAGAAAAUUAGCACUUUUAACAAAAAAAAACAAAACCACAGUGUGGUUAAAGAAAUGAACAGUCAUACUUUUUAAAAUGUUUUUUGUUUCUCCCUAUAAUGGACAGUGAAUUUCGUCCACCUUUUAUUAGUCUUUUCUGAUUUUUGAUUAAAAUUUCUGAUUUGUAUAUGUCAAUCUUCAUAAGUAUUAUAACAAUGGUUUUUAAUUGUGGGAAGUAAAGGGGAGUGUUAUUUUUUAUUUUUGGUGGUGCUUUAAUGGCUUAAAAUGUUGCACAUUGUGUUUUUGAUUUUUUUUUCCCUUUUUUUACCUAUGCAGUGUAAUCGUUUAGAAAUAGCAUUUUUUUUGCUGUACAGGAACACUUUAUAUA
Vombatus ursinus (common wombat) is the source of this 3957-nucleotide messenger RNA. It is a transcript of the gene REST, whose product is annotated as RE1 silencing transcription factor. The record is from RefSeq and is a predicted model, not a curated record. Gene Ontology annotation, biological process: regulation of gene expression. Bases 312 to 3149 code for a protein of 945 amino acids. NCBI's taxonomy places the organism in Eukaryota, Metazoa, Chordata, Mammalia, Diprotodontia, Vombatidae. The transcript is spliced from 4 exons. Gene Ontology annotation, cellular component: nucleus.